AUGGUCAAGAAAUCCUGCACAGGCGGGGUUUACCCUGGUCCAGCUGUGGAGAAAAAGCUAAAAGUCGGCUUUGUCGGGCUAGAAGCUGGGGCUAGUACGGAUUUAAACAGAGAUGGGGCGCUGCUCAUAGCAGGUGCCGACGCCGAGGCAACAAAGCGAGGCAGCAUCCUUAGCAAACAGAGGUCCAGUCUCUCUGGCAAACCGAAGCCUCCAAAGAGAAAUGCAUUCUACAGAAGAGUGCAGAAUUUUCUUUAUAAUGUUUUGGAGAGACCAAGAGGAUGGGCAUUUAUUUACCACGCAUACGUUUUUGUGCUGGUCUUCUCCUGUCUGGUCCUCUCUGUGUUUUCCACCAUUAAGGAGUAUGAGAAGAGUUCUGAAGAUGCCUUGUAUAUACUGGAAAUAGUCACCAUCGUGGUGUUCGGCGUGGAGUACAUAGUGAGGAUAUGGGCCGCCGGAUGCUGCUGCAGAUACAGAGGAUGGAGGGGCCGUCUGAAAUUCGCCCGCAAGCCCUUCUGCGUGAUCGACGUCAUGGUGCUGAUUGCAUCCAUCUCUGUGCUGGCGGCGGGAACCCAGGGGAACGUCUUUGCUACGUCGGCCAUCCGGAGUUUGAGGUUCCUGCAGAUCCUGCGCAUGAUCCGGAUGGACCGCCGUGGAGGCACCUGGAAACUCCUGGGAUCUGUCGUCUACGCUCACAGCAAGGAGCUGAUAACGGCGUGGUACAUCGGCUUCCUCUGCCUCAUCCUGGCGUCUUUCCUGGUCUACCUGGCAGAAAAGGAGGACAACGACCAGUUUGAGACCUACGCAGACGCACUGUGGUGGGGCCUGAUCACCCUGACUACCAUUGGUUACGGAGACAAGUUUCCCAUAACGUGGAACGGACGUCUUCUCGCCGCAACCUUCACCUUGAUUGGAGUAUCUUUCUUUGCACUUCCAGCAGGUAUCUUGGGCUCCGGCUUCGCCUUGAAGGUCCAGGAGCAACAUCGACAAAAACACUUUGAGAAGAGGCGGAAUCCUGCGGCAGGACUUAUUCAGGCCGCGUGGCGUUUCUACGCCACUAAUCUCACCCGGCCAGACCUGGAGUCGACGUGGGAUUAUUACGAACGCACCGUAUCCUCACCGAUGUACAGGAACCAAACAGAUUCAUACAGUCGUUCCCUACUGAUUCCGCCGCUGAAUCAACUGGAUCUCCUGAGAAACCUGAAGAGCAAGUCGGGACUGUCAUUCAGAAAGGACUCCCAACCGGAGUCCUCCCCAAGUCAGAAGGUCAGCCUGAAGGAGCGUGUGUUCUCCAGUCCCCGGAGUUCAGGAACCAAAGGGAAAGGUUCCCCCCAGGGCCCCAGUGGACAAGGCAGCCAGGGCCAGGGUCAGGGGGGCCAAGGUCAGGGCCAACCCAUCCGCCGGUCCCCUAGUGGGGACAACAGCAACGAAGACAGCCCUAGCAAAGUGCCCAAGAGCUGGAGCUUCGGAGAACGCAGCCGGGCGCGUCAGGCCUUCCGCAUCAAGGGAGCCGCCUCGCGCCAAAAUUCAGAAGAAGCCAGCCUCCCUGGUGAGGACAUAGCGGACGACAAUAAGAGCUGCCACUGUGAGUUUGUCCCUCCGGACUUAACUCCCGGACUCAAGGUCUCCAUCAGGGCCAUUUGCAUUAUGAGGUUCAUGGUCUCCAAGAGGAAGUUCAAAGAGAGCCUGCGGCCGUACGACGUGAUGGACGUCAUAGAGCAGUAUUCAGCCGGCCACUUGGACAUGCUGGCCCGCAUCAAAAACCUCCAGUCCAGGAUAGAUAUGAUUGUUGGUCCCCAUGGACCCUCAACUCCACGCCAUAAGAAGUAUUCAUCUGAUGGACCCAAAGAGUCACCCAAAUACUCUCCUAGAGUUGACCAGAUUGUUGGUCGAGGUACUCCAAUCACAGAUAAAGACCGUCCCAAAGGAACCACUGACAGUGGGGUUGAAGAGGACACAAGCAUGAUGGGGCGCCUAGGGAAAAUGGAGAAACAGGUCAUGUCAAUGGAAAGGAAGCUGGACUUCUUGGUGAACAUCUACAUCCAGCGCAUGGGCAUCUCCCAGUCGGAGACGGACGCCUACUUUGGGUCCAAGGAGCCCGAACCAGCACCGCCUUACCACAGCCCUGUGGACCACAUGGAGAAGAGUGGCUCCAUCACCAAGAUCAUCCGAUCCAACAGCUCUAUCGGACAGAAGAACUUUGACCCACCGCCAUCCUGUUCCGGCCCGGGGGUCCACUGCCCACCCUCCACCUCCUGGCAGCAGCACAACGUCAGCGAGUUCCACCAGCCGAGCCAAGGCAACUUACCCUCUCCUGUAGGUGAUCACUCCUUGGUCCGUAUCCCUCCUCCGCCGGCCCACGAGCGCUCCUCUGGAGGCCACAAUGGGAGCAAUCGGGGAUCCCACCGCAACAGCGGUGGCAGUGGCGAAGGGGAUAGAGAGGGCAAGCCAGACAGCGACACGUCCAUCUCUAUCCCCUCAGUGGACCACGAGGAGCUGGAGCGCUCCUUCAGUGGCUUCAGCAUCUCCCAGUCCAAGGAGAAUCUGGACUUCCUGAACAACAGCUAUUUCAGUGGCGUAGCCCGCUGCGCCAAGGUAAGGCCCUACAUCGCAGAAGGUGAGUCCGACACUGACUCCGACCUCUGCGCCCCCUCACCCAACUCGGCCACCGGGGAAGGCGCUUACGGGGACCGAGGGUGGUCAGGAUCCAAGUAG
Molecule: messenger RNA, 2712 nt
Organism: Salvelinus namaycush (lake trout)
Lineage: Eukaryota; Metazoa; Chordata; Actinopteri; Salmoniformes; Salmonidae
Product: potassium voltage-gated channel subfamily KQT member 2-like
Exons: 18
Coding region: 1-2712 (903 amino acids)
Biological process (GO): potassium ion transport; transmembrane transport
Cellular component (GO): membrane
Molecular function (GO): voltage-gated potassium channel activity
Source: RefSeq, a predicted model, not a curated record